AUGGGGCUUUUGAGGCUGUACGAGCUGUGUGCCGAGCCUGUGCUGUUAGAGCUUGCCACAUACUUCAUCUAUGAACGAGAUCAUUGUGACGCCAAUGGGGAGACGUAUUUUGACCACGAAGCCAGAGCCCGUGGCGGAGAUCCUUAUGACCACAUGGGUGGUGAAAUGAAAGGGUGGUUUCGGCAUCCUCGGGACUAUAGUUACAGCCAGUCCCACUGCCCCCUCGUCGAGGCCACCGAGAUCAGGGCCGCGCAGUUCGCGCUAUCAGCGACAGACUUGGUUCGCCUGACGGGAAACGAGAAGAUCAAGGCCGCGCUAGAUCGGAUGUGGACGGACAUGACAGAAACGAAGCUGUACGUGACCGGUGGAAUUGGUGCGAUGCGGCAGUGGGAAGGAUUUGGCGGCAAGUAUGUGCUAGGCGAUACAGAAGAAUCUGGCACAUGUUAUGCAGAGACAUGUGCAUGCUUUGCCCUGAUCCUCUGGUGUCAACGGAUGCUCCAACUCGAACUGGAUGUCAAAUACGCGGACGUCCUGGAGAUUGGCCUGUAUAACGGGUUUCUCGGCGCAACGGCGGGUCUUUCUAUUACGAAAACCCGUUGA
Messenger RNA from Penicillium robsamsonii, 600 nucleotides. RefSeq lists its product as uncharacterized. Lineage: Eukaryota; Fungi; Ascomycota; Eurotiomycetes; Eurotiales; Aspergillaceae. Gene Ontology annotation, biological process: carbohydrate metabolic process. The transcript has 3 exons. The record is from RefSeq and is a predicted model, not a curated record. Bases 1 to 600 code for a protein of 199 amino acids.